AUGACUAAACAACUAGUGUCCUCUAUUACCACAAUCAACUCCUCAAUGGAUCACUCAUUUACUGAGAUGAAGGAGACUUUAGGACACCUCGCAUAUGUCGAGGAAUCUGCCAAUGAAGAAGGCUCUGUAAACUCCGACGCGGAGAAAGACCGACAAGGGGCAAACAAGGACAGUGCUAGCACUUAGGACCAAAACCUAUCGGGGUCCAGCAACGCUAAUAACGUCAACGAUCAGCUGACGUUGACAAAUAAUGCCAAUCAAACAGACCCUGAGUCCUUCAAAGAGGAAAACUCAACUCUUGCAGGAAUUGCGAGUAAUUUAAAAUUGGGCCAAAAGAAAGCUCCCGCUGUGAAUGCACAACUCGCGGGAAUACUGAAAGAGGUCAUGCGUGUCAAACUUGAUGACGAUGUAUUGACAGAAACGAAAAAUCGUUAUACCAGGCCAGUAAAUUGCGAGUACUUGGAGCCAACCCAGGUUAACCAUCUCCUCUGGGAUAAAUUAAAACACGACACACGCUCAAGUGACUUAAAGCUUCAGCUUAUUCAGGCCAAUUUACUGAAGGAAAUAAUUCCCAUCGUACUGGUAGUUGAACAACUGGUCAAAGUCCAGGACAAAAUAUCAGAAGAAUUAUUGGAUAUCCCAUCUCUAAUUAGAACGGCCACUGACUCAGUAGCCCUGCUUGGGGCAGAAAAUUUUGGCCUCAAUAUGAAAAUUAGAGAUAACAUAAAACCAGAGCUCAAUGCAGACUACAAACAUCUAUGUUCACCUACAGUGCCAUUCACAGAUUUCCUAUUCGGAGAUAACCCUGACCUCUCUAAGCAGCUAAAAGAUCUAGCU
Pocillopora meandrina is the source of this 837-nucleotide messenger RNA. The record is from the annotation of a GenBank genome assembly. NCBI's taxonomy places the organism in Eukaryota, Metazoa, Cnidaria, Anthozoa, Scleractinia, Pocilloporidae.